Molecule: messenger RNA, 1236 nt
Organism: Vitis vinifera (wine grape)
Lineage: Eukaryota; Viridiplantae; Streptophyta; Magnoliopsida; Vitales; Vitaceae
Product: acid phosphatase 1
Exons: 4
Coding region: 395-1162 (255 amino acids)
Molecular function (GO): acid phosphatase activity
Source: RefSeq, a predicted model, not a curated record
GUUCCAAUUAAUAAUUUUAAACACCUCCCAAUAGCUCCUACCAUAUGCACUCAUGAUGGUGGUAAGAUGAGACAUCUAUGCUUUGCUAGUGAGCUUGGAUGAUGGAGAUGGUAGAGAUUCUCAAGCAAUGUAUGAAUUUUUUUGGAUUCUUUUAUGAUCAAGAUGUUGGAACUGUUGAUGGGUUUAUCUUUUCUUAUAGCACGUGAAGAAGGUUCUACGGUCACUAAAAGAAACAAGGGAAAGUUAAAGACGAGUGGACCCUUCAAGUACGAGGCAUUGUCCCUAACUUAGAAACCAAGCUGAAGUACUGUUACAUACCACAGAAGCAACAGUAUAUGUGUUGGAGCCUAUAUAGAUUGAUGUAGUCUGUAGUUUCUCUACAAAGCAUUACAACAUGGGAGUACUGGUGCAAUUACUCUUUCUUUUAGCCAGUACUGUUGAACUUUCUCCGGGAAUAUCCCUUGAAAUUCACCUUCUCCGGCCACAGCUUGGCUCCAGUGGCCACCAUGUUCCGGGGCUUUCCUGCCUGAGUUGGAGACUUGGAGUGGAGACACACAACAUUAUUGAGUGGUCAACUGUGCCACAGGCCUGUGAAAGCUAUGUGGGGCAUUACAUGCUCGGCGACCAGUACCGGAAAGACUCAGGAGUCGUUGUGUAUGAGGCAAUUACUCAUGCCCAAAGCCUCAAGUUGGCCGGAGAUGGCAAGGACAUAUGGGUGUUUGAUAUAGAUGAGACUUCUCUUUCUAAUCUGCCUUACUUUGCUAAGCAUGGAUUCGGGGUGGAAGCAUACAAUUCCACACAGUUCAACAACUGGAUCUAUGAGGGAAAGGCUCCGCCACUGCCAGAAAGUCUUAAGCUGUACAAGAAGUUGCAAUCUCUUGGGAUUAAGCCUGUAUUCAUAACAGGCAGACCAGAAGCCCAAAGAAAUGUCACAGCAGCCAACCUACAGAAUGCGGGAUAUCACACUUGGGAGAAGCUCAUACUCAAGGGAUCAUCGGUCACAGGUACAGCAGUUGCGUACAAAUCAAAUGAAAGGAAAAAACUAGAGCAAAGUGGAUACAGAAUAGUUGGAAACAUUGGUGAUCAAUGGAGUGAUAUCUUAGGAACUAAUGUGGGGAAUAGGACUUUUAAGCUACCUGAUCCAAUGUACUACAUUAGUUGAUGAAACUUUGAACUAGAAUUUCCUAUUGAAAUAAAUCAAAUGCUGCUUAAAGGAACUCGAUUCAUUCAGCAUUA